AAUAUGUUUGUUCCAUUCCCUGCUGGCUUUGUGGCCACAAAUGGAGGGACAGCUAGGUUUCUUGAACACAGAGCCUGAGAGGCCUUGUCUGCAGCUGCUGGAAGCAGCCAGGAGACCCCAAAAGUGGGCUGGAGACUUCAACAAGGAUCGGGAACAGGGCUGCGCUGAGAGGCCCAGGGGCUAGGUCAGCAGCGCUGCUAGGCGGAUUUGGAGGGGAGCUGGGGAGAGGCGAGGCAGCCAGCUUUGCAGGAUUCCCACGGCACAGAGCCAGUGCUCAGGGGUUCCCUUCUCAGCGUUCCUCUCACCUGCUGUGAUUCUCUCGCACCUGGCAUGGAUCCGAGCUCCUUUCCUUAUGGCUGAGACCCAAACUGCCUACAAGUGGCCUCUUCUCCCUGUUCUUGCCUGGAAGGGUAGCAUGGGGCCUUAGGCUGUCAGCACUACCCGGGACCCUGGCAUUCACUUUGUCCAUAAUGUACAUAUGGAUGUAGGCAACUGCCCUCAGGGCUGUCUGGGGGCAGGACCAAGCCCAGCAGCCACACCUCCUGACACAGCCAGGUUCUCCCCCAACGUCGGAGCUGACAGGACUGUUCAUGGUUCACUGAGUGGACCCAGCAAUGCCUCAUUGAUAAUCCACAGUUGAGAGAAGAGGGGCGGUCAGAGACCGGCCAGCCCUCCCUUCUAACUGGGAGAGGCCUCUGCAGGCACUGACAGGCUCCAAAGAGCGCUGUGGGAGCAGUCAGCAUCCAUAGUCCCCUGGGAUCUUCCCUGGGCUGUUUUCUCUGACGUUUCACCUGAAACUAACUGUACAUAGCUGGGCUAGGAACCUUCUAAAUCUGAUACUUCCAGCAUGUGGCUUAGGGAAAAAUCACUUGACUCCUUGUUUACCUUCUGGCUAAGAAGUGAAAACUCCGGGUUAAUCUAGUCCUCCAGGCCCUGGAGUCCCACAGAGUGAUGCUGUCUGUACAACUAGAGGGCAGAGCCCUUGGUCAUGUCCACCCUUUGAUUAAGUGGGCAUCUCCUGUGCUGCUAGCUUUGUCCCCUCUGGGACUUGGGGUGGGGUUGGGACAAAGCCUGGUGCUGGGACAAAGCCUGGUGCCCGUGCGAUUCAUCUGCACAUUAUUUCUCCUCUCUGCCAUUUUAGGGUCGCACUGCGGCAGCCUGGCGCUCGACAUGUGAAAGGGAACCUGUCAGGAUUACUGCGAGCUAACAGCAGGACAGGCUGGCCCCGGGGAGCGGGGACGGGCAGAGCAGCUGCUGAACCUGGGCCAGCAGUACCAGGAAGGAGACCUGGGCCCUGAUGGGGAGCUCAGCACACGCUCGCCUGACCCAGAUGGUAUUGGACACAGUGCCCCGCUGAACGGCAGCUGUUCCCAACGCCAGAGGACCCCACAGCCACAGUAGGAGCUUUGCGACCCCUAUGCAACUGCAGCUGGGGCUGAGACCACGAGGAGAAGGCCCCAGCACCUCAUAUGGGAAGCAGUAGGGCAGGACCUACCACGAAAAGGACCUCGAUCUCUGCAGCGGAGUUUUCCAGCACUCACAGCCUUCCCGUUUUUCUCCUCUCAGGCCUGGGGUUUGGCUUCCCUCCUCUGGCAGAGGUUUUGGGCCAGGAGGACCAGCCCAGCCGAGGUAGGACACGUGCAUGGAACCCAGGUCUCCUGAAGCCCAUGUGCUCUCUGUUGUGGUUGGAGUUCUAGGGCUUCCCCGCUGCCGGGGACGAGGGGCCGCCUCAUUGUCUGCUCAUGAACCACAAGGACCCCGACUGCUCCAGACUGGAUUAUUUCAAGCCGCCAAAGAGGGGGACCCCUAGAGCUGGCAGCCAGCAAUCCCAAGGGACUAGAGGGCUGCGAUGGACUGACCUCCCCCUCACCAGGGUGGCGGGAGAGGCAGAGCCUCUGUGGCCCAGCUAGUGACAGACCCGAUGAAGCCCUAAGCCGGGGCCCCACCUGACUCAGGGACGGGACAGCCACUCCUGCCAACGUGCGUUCUCCCCACAUUGAGGGAGAGCGUGGCAAGGGACCCCUGCCACUGUCCCCUGCUACAGCACGUGCCCCUAUGCCCUUUGCAUGUGGUGCCAGAAUAGACAGGCUACACUGUGUCUGGCCCCUCAGUGGGCUGGGAAAGGAGUGGCCACGGUGACCACCACCCACCUGCUGGCACCAUGAAGUGCUCCCUGCGGGUGUGGUUCCUCUCUGUGGCCUUCUUGCUGGUAUUCAUCAUGUCCCUACUCUUCACCUACUCGCACCACAGCAUGGCCACACUGCCCUACCUGGACUCGGGGGCCCUGGGUGGGACGCACCGGGUGAAGCUGGUGCCCGGCUAUGCCGGCCUGCAGCGCCUUAGCAAGGAGGGGCUCUCGGGCAAGAGCUGCACCUGUCGCCGCUGCAUGGGUGACACUGGCGCCUCCGACUGGUUUGACAGCCACUUUGAUGGCAACAUUUCCCCCGUCUGGACCCGAGAGAACAUGGAUCUUCCACCGGAUGUCCAGAGGUGGUGGAUGAUGCUGCAGCCCCAGUUCAAAUCACACAACACCAACGAGGUGCUGGAGAAGCUGUUCCAAAUAGUGCCCGGCGAGAACCCCUACCGCUUCCGGGACCCCCACCAGUGCCGGCGCUGUGCUGUGGUGGGGAACUCCGGCAACCUGCGGGGCUCUGGCUAUGGGCAGGACGUGGACAGACACAACUUCAUCAUGAGGAUGAAUCAGGCGCCAACCGUGGGCUUUGAGCAGGAUGUUGGCAGCCGAACCACCCACCAUUUCAUGUACCCUGAGAGUGCCAAGAACCUGCCCGCCAACGUCAGCUUCGUGCUGGUGCCCUUCAAGGCCCUGGACCUUCUGUGGAUUGCCAGCGCCCUGUCCACAGGGCAGAUCCGAUUCACCUAUGCCCCAGUGAAGUCCUUCCUUCGAGUGGAUAAAGAAAAGGUCCAGAUCUACAACCCAGCCUUCUUCAAGUAUAUCCAUGACCGGUGGACAGAGCAUCAUGGGCGGUACCCUUCUACGGGAAUGCUGGUGCUCUUCUUCGCCCUGCAUGUGUGUGAUGAGGUGAACGUGUACGGGUUCGGGGCCGACAGCCGGGGCAACUGGCACCACUACUGGGAGAACAACCGGUACGCGGGCGAGUUCCGGAAGACUGGCGUGCACGACGCGGACUUCGAGGCCCACAUCAUCGAUAUGCUGGCCAAGGCCAGCAAGAUUGAAGUCUACCGGGGCAACUGAGCCGGGCCUCACCGCGACCCUCCCGGCCCAUCUGUUAGGUGCCGGCGCUCCGACCAGGGACCCGGGACCCGCAACCCAGGACCAAUCAUGCUGCAGCCCAGGGGGCGUCCGCUGCGCCCUGCCAAUCACGAGACACUGGGGACGGGCCGGGCCUGGCACUAAUCUGCGCUGCGGUCGGGCGGAGCUUCUGUUUCUCCCAGCCAAUCAUGCGACUCAAGGAGAACUUCUGGCGCUG
Molecule: messenger RNA, 3449 nt
Organism: Mandrillus leucophaeus (drill)
Lineage: Eukaryota; Metazoa; Chordata; Mammalia; Primates; Cercopithecidae
Gene: ST3GAL2
Product: ST3 beta-galactoside alpha-2,3-sialyltransferase 2
Exons: 6
Coding region: 2162-3214 (350 amino acids)
Molecular function (GO): beta-galactoside (CMP) alpha-2,3-sialyltransferase activity
Source: RefSeq, a predicted model, not a curated record